AUGAUCCUGCGGAAGUUUUGGUGCUCCGUCUGGCACCAAAGCCUCGAUCCCAUUGCCAUUGCUCGUGUCCCCGGAGCUGCCAGCAUGAGAAACAGGGCCACCACCUCCUUGAGCAGGGGGAAAAUCCGCCAGUCAUGGAGCAAAUACAACUUGUAUAACCUCUCGCGAUUCCGCAGCCCACCUACCGCCAACCGCACAUUCUUCCAGCAGAAAUGGUCCGCCAAGGCCAUUUCCCGCGCCUACCACGGCGAACAAGUCCGCGAGGGCCAAUGGAAGCGCAUGUUCUCCAAGCGCAUCCGCAGCGUCGUCCCCAUGAACGUCGCUGACCUGGCGGCCGAUGAUGGGUCACUGGUGUCUUCUGGUCGGGGAUUGGGUCUGGAUAGUGGAGCUAAAAAAUCCAGGGCAAAUGUACGGCCUAUGCCCUUUACGCAGAUGGCGUUCGCGCCGCUGGAGCGGAGGUUGGAUGUUGCUAUCUUUCGGGCUUUGUUUGCCAGCAGUGCCCGGCAGGCGAGGCAGUUUGUUAUUCAUGGUGCGGUGACGGUCAAUGGGCAGAAGAUGAGACAGCCCAGCUACCUCCUCAACCCCGGUGACCUGUUCCAGGUCGAUCCCGAACGGGUCAUGUAUGCCACUGGCGCCCCCAAGAACAAGUUCGAGCGGCGCGAAGCUCGAUUGGAGAGGAAGAAGGAAGAAAAGGAAGAAAAAGCCCCAGCCGAGGAGGGUGAGGCGAAAGAGGUCAAGCCCGAGGCGGAGGCUAAGGAGAGUGAAAAAGAGAACACCCGGGAAACCCUCAAGGCGCUGAUGGCGCAAGCCAAAAAUGUCAUGUCCCAUGAGGUACUGCCCGCCAAACGCAAGCAGGAGCUGCGAGGGUUCCAAAAGGCCGUGCGGCGUGUGAUGUCCCGCGCCGGGUCUAGCAGCGUGCUCACGGACAGUUUGGAAAACCAGUUCUCAGAAUUAACGCUGCUCCUGAAGGCGAAGCGCGCCGACAAGAAAGACUCCAAGAAAGGCGGCAAGGAGCGGCGACCCGCAAAGGAUGAGGACUCCGCUGCUACUGAGGCCGCGGAGGCAGAUGCGGCUCCUGGCGAGGCUCUGUCGGAGGCCUUCGAGAAAGCCUCCAAGGGAGAAGAGGUCGACACUUCGGAGCUGACGGACGAUGAGUUUGACGUACUGAAGCGCGCUCUCACCCAGAUGCGCGACAACCCUAUCGACAACUCCAAGCCCUACGCCACACCCUGGCGUCCGCGCGACUACAUGUCUGCCUUUGCCUUUAUUCCGCGCUACCUCGAAGUCAACCAGAACAUCUGUGCUGCCGUAUACCUACGGCACCCAGUCGCCCGACCCGGCGCUGCCGAAGUGCCCACUCCCUUCGGCGAGACGGUCAGCACCCCUGCUUACGGCUGGUACUUGAAGAGACGGUGGUAG
Molecule: messenger RNA, 1419 nt
Organism: Penicillium riverlandense
Lineage: Eukaryota; Fungi; Ascomycota; Eurotiomycetes; Eurotiales; Aspergillaceae
Product: mitochondrial 37S ribosomal protein uS4m
Exons: 3
Coding region: 1-1419 (472 amino acids)
Biological process (GO): positive regulation of translational fidelity
Cellular component (GO): mitochondrial small ribosomal subunit
Molecular function (GO): structural constituent of ribosome; rRNA binding
Source: RefSeq, a predicted model, not a curated record